CGUUAAUUAAGUUAUUGGAGUUUUUGAAAUUGUCCGCCAAGGGCAAGUAACUUCCAACUCAGUAGUAGAAGGUACACAGAACUGUAUGGAUGUGAUAUUCUCUGAGAGCUACAUUGGUUAACAUUAUAGACUCAAAAUCGCUUGUGUUUCUAACAAAUGAACCAAAACACAAAGUUACGCAUACUGGAGUGAAUGAUACAUAUAUCUAGGAGAUCAGAAUUCAUUGGAGACAUAGUUUUAAGACUCUAAGUCGAACUAUAUGGAUAGUUGCCGCAUAAACACAAAUAACAUAUCGCCACUUGGAUUAGAGUAGUUCAGUGCUGAUCUGAUAAAAACAUAUCAUAUUUUUAGCUUGGAGUUCUUGAGAUUACAUAUAGUUAGCAUGGAUUAGCUCUCAAUUAAGGAAUUAUUACUAUCACUGCUGUGUCGUCGUGGAUACUGAAUUAGUUAGUUAUUUAGAAGUUAUAACCCAGGAACAUAAAGCUAAAGUUAUACUGUACUAAGAGGUGAAUCAUCACUGAUAUAAGAUAUCAACUGACUGAAGAGGAAGUCAAAUGUGACAUCAGGACUUUGGAUUAGUCUAAGUUGGCUGGAAAAUGGGGGUGGCAGGAUUAUGUUACCUCUGUCUAUGGACAUUACUGGCAAUAAUGAACUCUUCUGCAUCAGAAGAUCCUCCCAGAUUCCUCCAGGAGCCAGAAGACACUGUAGCAAAGCCACAUGGGAAGGUUGUCCUCCAUUGUAAAGUGCAUCCUCCCUCUGCCGAUGUCUCCUGGUUGUAUAAUGGGGAUUUCAUCACUAGUGAUGUUGAACAUGGGCUGGAGAUCGAUGGAGGAAGAUUACACAUUUUAUCCUUUAAGCACACAAAAAACUACACCAAUCACGCUGGGGUCUAUAAUUGUGUGGCGAAUAAUUCUGUUGGUUCAAUAGUCAGUCAGCCAGCAACACUUUCCAAAGCCAUUUUGGGGAACUUUAAAUAUGAAGAGAAUCGUUUAAUUAACAUCACAGUGGGCAAUGUUGGUCUGAUCCCCUGCAAUGCUCCUAAAGGAAAGCCUUAUACACAAACAGUAUUUGAAGUAAACAGUACAACUAUAGACAAAAACACAGCACGCUACCAGCUGCUCCCCUCAGGAAACCUCCAAGUAUUAGACAUCCGGCAGUCAGACCAGGGCAAGUACAGAUGUAUCGCCAUCAAUCCCAUCACUGGACAGAAGAAAGCAUCAAAAGGAGUGGUCGAGGUCAAGGUCAUAUCCCCAACAACGAACAAUCCACCAUUGAUGGUGCUGCCACCUAAGGAUCAGGUUGUGAAGGCGGGAGAGAAUGUGACGCUAGAGUGUGUUGUCAGUGGUUCUCCUGUUCCCGUGGUGACUUGGGGGAAAUAUGUUGGGGAACUUCCCGAGGGUAGAUACAAGCAGGUCCUCGGUAACCUCCAUAUUGAAAAUGUCAGCAUACAUGACCAGGACACCUAUAUAUGCAGGGCUGACAAUGGGGUACAGCCAUCCAAGGCUGAUGUGGCAUUUGUAAGAGUGCUGAGUCCCCCUGUUAUAGAGGUCGCUCCUACAGAUCAGAUAGUGACUGAAGGAGAGACCGUGAUAUUCCAGUGCCACGCUCAUGGCUCCCCUAAGGUCCACUACCAGUGGCUCUUUAACUCUGUACCUCUUAGUAAUGGAGAUUCCUACAAAGUGUCAGAUACUAAACUGACCAUCAAUAAUGUGCAGGGACAGCAUGCAGGCAUGUACCAGUGUGUGGCCCGUAAUAGACAUGGUCAGUCUGGGGCUAUAGCCAGGCUAGAACUGAAGACAUUCUCCACCUCACCUCCUACCUCAGUCCCUACAGUCCUGCCAGACAACAUCACACAGGAGCCAAGCCAGAGAGAUGUGGCCCCAGAUUCACAUCUAGAGCCCAGAGUAACUAGAGCGCCACUCGGAGAGAGGAAACCAAACCAAGGUGACAACAAAGUUGUCAUGACAACCCCAGUUUCCAUGGUGACUAAUAUGCCUGAACCUACAGGUGUGGCCCCUGCUCGUGGUGGGCCUGGCUUUACUCGUCCACGGCAACCUGAUUCCCCUAGGAAGGGAGGAAGGGGCAGAGGGAAUAGGAGGAAAAACAAGAAGAAUAGGAAGAAAAAGAAGAAACCCUCAAUGCACCAUGAAGAACGAGUGAAUUCAAAUGCUAAGAAAGUUCCUCCCAGUAAACCCACAGUGAGCAAGCUGUCUGAUACAUCAGUGAAGUUAGAGUGGACAGUGCCACCAAAUGAUGGACUCAAGGUCACUUUCUUCAAAGUGCAAUUUAAGGUUCUUCCAAGCAAGGAUGCCAAUGUGAGGAGGGAUCAGCAUGGUAAUGGCUGGAAGACCAUUGAUGAGAACAUACCCGAUGACAAUACUAUGCAUGAAGUCACUGGACUUGAACCUGGUCAAACAUACAGAUUUAAGAUAGCAGCAGUUUACUCAGAUAACGACCAUGAGUUCAGUCAGACAUCUGCCAAGUUCCAUCUUCAGGCUGCCCCAGCUCACAGGCCUAACAAGCCCUCGACACAUCCUGUCAUUAGUGAUUCACGUGCCAUAUCGUAUAGUUCAAUUGGGAUAAAGUGGCAGUUCCUUCCAACUGACACUGAACCAGUAGAGGGCUUCUAUAUCUACUACAAGCAGAAAGGGGAUCCUGACCAGUUCCAGAGACGUCGCAUCCUUGGUCCACAUAAAAGGGAGAUUCCUAUACAGAACCUCAAGGCAGAUUCUGAUUACAUUCUGAAGCUGACUGCUUUCAAUGCUGGUGGGGAGAGUGACUUCAGUGAACCUGUCAUGAAGAGAACGCUUGUGUAUGGUUCAGAACCAGAGCCAUUCUUCCCCACUGUGAAACCCUCUCCUGAAGAGGUUGACGAUGCAGCAGAGAAAAGCACGCAGUCGAGCAGUGAGAUGCUAUAUAUGGUGCUAGGCAUCGUACUGGGAGUCAUGAUGCUCCUAUUGGUUGUUUUCAUGGUCAUGUGUGCAUACAAACAACGACAACAGCGUAGAAUGAUGGCUGCCCUAGAUGCCAAUUAUCGCAGUAAAUUCUCAGAUCCUUCCCGCAAUAUCCAUAACGACCAAAGUUCAUAUAAAAAACAAAAUGGCUUCAUUCUUAAUGGUCUAAAUGGAUCAAUUCAAAAUGGUGGAGUAAAUGGGAAGAUCAGUAAUGGCCAUAUAGGGAAUGGCAACCAGUUCCAUCCGGACCAUAUGAACAUUAAUGUUAAUCCUAUGGAUCGUGAGGUGGAUCAUGAAGCAAUUGAGAAUGAAAAUGAGGAUGAAAAUACUCCCCCUAAAACGCAUGCACAAGCCAUGAAUAUCCAGAACAGUUUACGAGAUGUCAUCCAGCCGCCAAGCCCAGAGCACAGCUAUUACAACAGUAUUGAUAGACGCAGUAACUUCCACCCAUCAGAGUAUGGGGAUACAGAUAGCCCAGAUGUGAGGUUCAACAAUGGCCAUAAUGUCGAACCAAUAUACAAUGAUCCCCCAACAUACAACCCCCCUGACUAUAACUGGCUCAGUCGUCUCCAGCAACAAGUCAACCACUCCCGCGAGCAUAUUAAUAGGUCACAUGACCAAAUGACUCAGUCUCCUCGACCCCAGAACAAUCGGGGGUCACUUGACCAAAUAAAUAGAUCUCGGGAUCACAUUCCCCGAUCGUUUGAACAAGUGAAUAGAGCAAAAGAUAUGAAUAACCGAGAGGAAAAAUCGGCGAAUAGUAAGCAUAAAAAGAGGAGGAGGCGUCCUAAAAAUGAUGACGAUAACCCUCUCCCGCCCUCUGCUCCCACUCGUGACAUGGCGACUAACACUGAUCUAAGCAGUAAUGAGGGGACCUUGGAUAACAGUUCAUCUUACAGGAGCACUGAGGAGACAAAUGUACAAACAACACCUUCACCCCCUCCUAUAGUCUACAAUGCCCCAUAUAGGCCAAACAUUGAACCAAACCAUAUUUAUACAGACAACGGGUCACCCUUAAUGAUGGGUAAUAAUGGGUCUGGUUCGCCCUUAAUGAUGGCCAAUGGUUCUAGUUCUCCCUUGAUAAUGGCCAAUGGAUCAGGGUCACCCUUAGUGACCGGCAAUGGAUCUGGUUCACCCUUAAUGGGUGUCAGGAACUCUCCUGUGCUGAGCAGGCAUCGGAAUUCACCACAAGUUUUGACUAAUAGGACACCUGCCCAUAUAUAUAAGGAUCUGCCCAGGGUGCAUGACUACAGUGGUUCUGAGGGCUCAUAAAGGUGGCGCUACGUCCCACAUUAUGCCUCGUUAAACUUUUGUGUAUAUAUUUCUGUUGUACGCUGGGUAAUAUUACCCAUAAUGAUGCCAUUGUCUGUGAUGGGAGGGGAAUGAGAGAUCUUCAUAUUGUUAAGUCUACUGAAGUUAAAGACAGUCAAAUCUAGUUGCUAUAGAGACCAUAGUUGCCAUGGAAACACUUAUAUGUUGUAUUUUUUUCUUACCAUCAUUCAUGGAGAUACGUAACUAUAUGUUCACUUGGAAGUACACUAACACGGAACAUAAUGGGUAUAAUGUAAUGUGUGCGGCCUAUAUACAUGUAGAUAUUUGUACCAAACUAGAAUGUCUAUUAAAAACAAAAUGAAGAAGAAAAUUCCAAAACUUUAGAGAGAUUAAUCUGUUGUUGCACAUUAGCAAAUGAUCUAUAGCUAGUUCUUUCCUGUCCAUAGAGAUUAAGUAAAUAGAAUUUAGAAUAAGUAUGGACAUUUAUUUAAGGAAUAACCAAGGCAGGGAAGUCUAGCUGAAGUCCAUUGCAAAACACCUAAAUUAUUUAUGUCACAAGUUACACAUUACAACUGAGAUUGUCCUCUAAUCUUAGGCUUUGCUUGCAAUCAUAAUUGUAUAUUUAUGCAUUAAACCAUUCUCUUGCCAUAUGAUGAGUAUA
Messenger RNA from Owenia fusiformis, 4887 nucleotides. Lineage: Eukaryota; Metazoa; Annelida; Polychaeta; Sabellida; Oweniidae. The record is from the annotation of a GenBank genome assembly.